AUGUUGGCGAGCGAUUUCAACGGUCAAAUGGGACAAUAUCAAAAUAUUUCUGCCUGGUACUCUCAGCAAUUGCAGAUACAGCAUUCUACAAUGUCUAUGUUGCGCUUCCGGAGGCUACUGAGCCAGUAUCAUCCAUCAUACGGAACAAUCCACGGUUCUGGCCCUUCUUCAAAGACGCUAUUGGUGCUUUGGAUGGAACACACAUCAAUUGCGCUCCAUCUGCUGCUGACCGUGAUGCAGCUCGGGAUCGUAAAGGCGGGAUGUCUAUGA
Messenger RNA from Mycena citricolor, 270 nucleotides. NCBI's taxonomy places the organism in Eukaryota, Fungi, Basidiomycota, Agaricomycetes, Agaricales, Mycenaceae. The record is from the annotation of a GenBank genome assembly.